UACACGCUAUUUCGAACCUCGCUAUUGUAGAUGUCGUUCCACAGAAUUUUUUUUUGGCAGAAUUUUCCAGCAGUUUGCGGUUAGUUUGGUAUUUGGUGGAUAUGUGGCGCACCCAUAAUGCAACGUAGCCGGUUCUAGGUCAACUUACGAGAUUAUUAGAGAAUGACUAGAGAAGCAAACCGGUAUAAACAAAAUUUGAAAGAAAAUGAGUGAACGGGGGUUUUCUUAUAUAGCGAAAUUUCUUUGAGAUUUUGAUACCCGGAAUAUCGUUGUAUAUUUUUUCAUUUAAUUAUACUUGUAAAAUUGAUAUUCGAUUAAGAGAUUUUAUUAUUGGGUGAGUCGACAACACCCUAGUCCACCCAUCAGAUGGCGGGUAUGUUCUGUGGUGUCUUUAUCUAUGACAAGUGCUCUUGCACGUAAGGUUAUAUUAACCUCUGUGAUCUGUGGGUUAUAUUAGUGUUUUGCAUGAGAUAAAUAUUGCUAUAUUUGUAAUUUACUAGGGUUAUUGCGUAUUUACCUUGUUAUAAAACAAUUUUCAUCUGGUAUUCGUUCAGACUUGAAGUAAUACCAGUUGCGCCGUAAUUUUUAAUAGACCCAGGCCUAAAUUCGCACGUGUAGUGGAAGGUAAAUUACAGUGAAAACAUCAGCAAAGCAAUGGCACAGUUCGAUUAUAACAGAAAAUCCCAGGAUGUUGAUGUCCGCGAACGAGACUGGGAUCAAAAGGCGAUAAGUAGCACUUCAUACAUCAAUGAAUAUGAAGACCGAGAGAGCCCCAGACAAGCAGAAAGGCGAAAAGAUCAGAAGACAUCCCCCCGGGCAAGAAACAUGGGUGUAUUGCAUGAAGCUUUAAGCGAUAUUCGCUCAGGUUUGAGAGUUUUGAUCCUGAUGCGUGGCUUGCCAGGAUCGGGGAAGUCAACAUUGGCCCGAACAAUCCUACAGAACACCAUUGGCUAUGAUGAGACGACUGCAAGGGACCACAUCCUAUCAACUGAUGACUAUUUUAUGAAUAACGGCGUCUACAAUUACGAUGCCGCCGAUUUGACUGCAGCGCAUGGUUGGAAUCAUCAAAGGGCCAAUAGAGCGAUGUCGAACGGCUUCAGCCCCGUGAUAAUCGACAACACUAAUGCGGCCAUGUGGGAAAUGAAGCCCUAUGCCAUCAUGGCAACGGAUUAUGGAUAUAUUGUGCAAAUAAUCGAGCCCUGCACUGAUUGGAGCUUCAAUCCGAAGGAAUUGUACAGGCAUAACACCCAUCAAGUUUCGCUACAGAGCAUCAGGAACAUGCUGACUAAAUAUGACAAGAAUGUGACGAAAUUGAGGCUAUUUACGGCCUAUGGGCUCGAAUACAAGCGGCUAAAGCUGCCUCAGUACCGAAAUUACCCCGAUCUGAGUGUACGGGAGUCGCACGCUCCUCCAGCUCCCAAAACGUCCAAACAGAGCUCAGUGGACGACAUUCUGUUCGAAAAUGGCGAGUCCUCAUCCCUGAAGGACCCAGUGUUAAAACCCAUGCAGCAGAGCGUCAGCCUCUUUGAUAACUUGAAUGCUUGGGGCAUCGAUGAAGCGGCGCUUCGUUCGUGGGACAUUGUGAUUCCUAUGGAGCCCACCGAGCCCAAGGCUCGCGUUGUUCUUCUUAAAAACCAUGAAGAACCGAAGCGGGUGGAAAUGAAGAACGCCGCAACCGAAACCAAAUUGGAAGACUUUGACUUGCUGCGCAACAUUGAAUGCGAAAUGAUGCGAAAGGCGAUCAAAGUCUUUGUGGGACACAACAGGGACAUUAAUCCAAACUACCAGUCAAAGCCGCCGGGAAUGGUGAGAAAGUGCCGGAUCGAGCAGGGAAGCCAAACGGAGGAAAGCCACGAGGCCAAUAUGGAGAUGCUGCAACAUUUUUUCCCGAACAUUUCCUCUAAGGCCAUCCGCUACUGGUACGCACUGUUUAAAUGCGAUUUCGAUUGGACGGUAGAGCUGUUUAUGGUGGAAGAUGAGGAAAACAUCAACGAUGUACCCGAGGACAGUGAGAUGGAGUCGAACGAUCUUGGAGAAAGGCCACCGCUAAUACAUCGAAACUCAAGCACUUCCGAAAGCAGUAGCGAUUCGAAAGGAGCCAGCCAGAAAAUCCGCAAGGAAAAGUUGGGCGGUUGUUCAGAAAAGUCGAAGGCUUUGAAGAAGAUGGUUGAAAGCAAAAUUAAAAUCGCACCCGAACACUAUUCCGAGCAGCUACUGAAAAUCAAGUCCCGAUCGGACUUUACGCCCGAACAGGUUCACCGCCCUUUGGACAGUGACGAAUCCGAGGAAACAUUUGAUGACAAAAACGACGAAGCCACAGAGUUUGAGGAUAUAAUAGAGUUGACCUUGGGCGAAGAUCUGGUUAUGCAGCUGGAGAAAACCUUUGGCGAUCCAAACUUUAUUUUCCCCCAAGGCUUCCAGCCAGUCGUGCAAAUGCCCGUGGGAUUCGCCAGGCAAAUAUUCACAUUCUACGUGGAAUCAGUUUGUCAGCAAAUGGAAGCGCAGAAUCUCGUCCUGGAGGACAUGGUAAAGGAGGACGAGGAAAUGGCCCGUAAAAUGCAACUAAUGGAAGACCUGGCCGUCGGCCCCCCAUGCGAACCGAUUGAAAUCCCGAAGAUUAUGAAAGAGCAACGGCAGCUGAGCAAACUGCGCAAAGAGGCGAGAAAGUGGCAGGAGGAGACGCCAGACACCUUGGCAUUGAUGCUAACCAAGGACAAGCUCUUUAAAAUGUUCCCGUCGCUAGACAGGAAAGAUUUGCUGGAAAUCCUCCAGGCCCACAGCAACAAUUACAAGGACACAGUGGAGACUCUCAUUGCCAGCACUGGAUCGACUUUAGAAUUGGAUGUGACCAAUGCGAUGCAACCGCCGAUUGAACCGGAAUUGUUCCGCGAUAUGUGGCUCGCGCACAACAGUUGCCAGCAAGAGAGUGCAUGCACGGUCGAGGAGGUGGAGGAGCAGAACUGGUCGCCCAUGGAAUACCGGAUAAAAGCGAAUGGAUUGCUGGCAAAACGCACAGAACUAUACGAAAAAGCCAACCGCCAUUAUCAGAAUCGAAACUAUGAAGUAGCGCGCUUUUACAGUGGACUUGCAGCAAAUCAGACGCCCGCUUUCGAACACUAUAAUAGCUUGGCGGCCACGGCGUUUCUCGAUGACCAUUCCAGACGGUUAGAGAACUUUAACAUGCUGGAUUUGCACUUUUUAUAUAUCAAAGAAGCGAUUCCGCACCUGGACAUGUUCCUGGAUCGCAUGAUCAACCUGCUGCGUUUAAGCAGCAAGAAAGGCGGGGAAACGGUGCAGAUUAUUACUGGACGCGGUAAAAAUAGCGCGAACGGUGUGGCAAAAAUCAAACCAGCCGUUAUUACGCGGUUAAAAGAGCGAGGAAUAUGGUACGCACAGCUAAACCCCGGAUUGCUGAAAGUCCGAAUCAAACAUAGUACGAAACUCACCAACGAACUUUAAAAGCAGAGAACUUUAAAAAAAGAGACAGCAAACAGUACAAAAAAACAAGUACAAACCAUGAUUACAAAUUGUUUUCACCCAUACACGUCCCAAUAAGUGAGUUUAUGUAAAAGCUCAUUCACACUGUGACAUCUAAUGUCGCGUCAAAAUGUCAACGUGUGAACGAGCUUUAAGGCAAAUUAUUUGUAUUCUUAGCUCUUAAGGUGUACUGGUUUUUUUAAAUUAAUCCGCAUAUUUUUACGCCUAGUAAAGUAGAACAACAAACAAAUAAAUACGCAGCUUUGCUCAAUAGUGUGGGAAUAUUUUCACAUCCCGCCUGGUGAGUAACACACGUUUUGCUCAAUUGCAUGAUGGUUAUAAUGGGAGUUGUGCUUUAGUAUUUUACUCUGGUUAUGUUCCCGUAUAUGUUCUACGUUAAGGUCGUUGACGUUUGCUCAAAGUUGUAAAUUUAUGACUAGAAUUACGUUUUAUAUGUAUGAAAUAAAAUAAUUUCGCAGUU
Messenger RNA from Dendroctonus ponderosae (mountain pine beetle), 3958 nucleotides. RefSeq names its product NEDD4-binding protein 2. The transcript has 4 exons. NCBI's taxonomy places the organism in Eukaryota, Metazoa, Arthropoda, Insecta, Coleoptera, Curculionidae. The record is from RefSeq and is a predicted model, not a curated record. The coding region runs from base 655 to 3459 and encodes 934 amino acids.